UUUUAAAGAAUGGUCCUUUUCAUUAGGAACUGGUGGAACAAACGACAAAGCUUUACUUGGCAUAAAGUGCUUGUACGAAUUGCAAGAUAUUGAUUUCAUGAAGUCAGUUUCCAGUGAAUUUUUGGCUGGAGGAGACGGAGAGCUGCGUUUGUACGACCUAGAUAUUACACCAAUUGUUUCCACAGCAUUUUUUCAAUUUUUGGGUAAUAGCAAGAAUUUAAGAAGACUUACAUUUAAUAAAUGCGACAUACAGGGCAACUAUAGCUACUGUAAAAUUGAGAAGUCGUUAUUUAACAAUCCAGGUAACACUAUUGCCUCCUUGUUAUGGCAUCCAAUUUCAGAAAUUGAAGGUGUUAAAUAUCUAAGUAAUGCUUUGGAAGGUGAACAUUGCAAGCUUGCUGAAUUGGAUCUCAAGGUUAAAGGUCAUACCGAUAUGACAAAUCAAGCUGUUGAAUAUCUUAGUCAUGCUUUAAACAGUGCAAAUUGUAAUCUUGUUAAAUUAAGGCUCAUUGGUAAUAAAGUAACUGGUCAAAGUGUUGAAUAUCUUAGCAAAGCUUUAGAAUGUGAAGAUUGUAAACUCGAAGAAUUGGAUCUCGGUGGAAAUAAAAUAACAAAUCAAGGUAUUAAAUAUCUUAAUGGAGCUUUAAUAAGUAAACGUUGUAAACUAAGAGAGUUGUACCUCAGUGGUAAUAAAAUAACAGAUAAAGGUAUUGAAGAUCUUAGUAAAGCUUUAGAAAAUAAAAAUUGUAAACUUAUUAAAUUGCACCUUGGUAAUAAUAUAAUGACAUAUCACGGUAUUGAUUCCCGCCUGGUUCAUCACUUGCAAGUAUCUUAGUGAAGCUUUAAAAAGUGGAAAUUGUAAACUUAUUGAAUUGUACCUCGGUGGUAAUAAAGUAACAAAUCAAGGUGUUAAAUGUCUUAGUGAAGCUUUAAAAAGUAAAAAAUGUGAACUUGAAGAAUUGUACCUCGGUAAUAAUAAAAUAACAGAUCAGGGUGUUGAAUAUCUUAGUGAAGCGAAGCUUAUAAAAUCGGUGAAAAUUGUGUUAAACUUAGUGAAGCUUUAAAAAGAAGAAACUUGAAUUGACCUCUAAUAAAAUAACAGAUCAGGGUGUUGAAUAUCUUAGCGAAGCUUUAAAAUGUGAAAAUUGUAAACUCGAAGAAUUGGAUCUCGGUGGAAAUGAAAUAACAGAUCAAGGUGUUGAAUAUCUUAGCGAAGCUUUAAAAUGUGAAUAUUGUAAACUCAGAGAAUUGAACCUGUUUUCUAAUAAAAUAACAGAUGAAGCUGCUAAAUAUCUGAGUGAAGCUUUAGAAAGUAAGAAUUGUAAACUUAUUAAAUUGAACCUCGCUGGUGAUAAUAAUAUAAGACAUCGAUUGAUUAAAUAUCUUAAUAAUAUCUUGAAGAAAACAGAAAAUUGA
Messenger RNA from Paramuricea clavata, 1416 nucleotides. The record is from the annotation of a GenBank genome assembly. NCBI's taxonomy places the organism in Eukaryota, Metazoa, Cnidaria, Anthozoa, Malacalcyonacea, Plexauridae.